Messenger RNA from Vigna angularis (adzuki bean), 1077 nucleotides. RefSeq lists its product as uncharacterized. Bases 1 to 1077 code for a protein of 358 amino acids. Gene Ontology annotation, molecular function: zinc ion binding. Lineage: Eukaryota; Viridiplantae; Streptophyta; Magnoliopsida; Fabales; Fabaceae. The transcript has 3 exons. The record is from RefSeq and is a predicted model, not a curated record.
AUGAAAGCAAAUCCAGAUAUAAAUCUGAAAAAUCUGCACAGUAAGUUUUGUAAAAAAUGGAACAUUGGUGUGUCAAGGUCUACAACAACUAAGGCAAAAGCAAUGGCAACCGCCAACAUUGAUGAUUGUUUCAAACAACAAUAUGAAAGACUGUAUGAUUAUGCACAAGAAUUAUUGAGGUCAAACCCUGGGUCAACAAUGAAAUUGAGUGUGGAACGAAAUGAGGAUAAGGCUAUAUUCAAAAUAUUUUGGUCUAGGUCAAGAUUUUCAGGAAGACCUGCUUGUGACACACUUGUCAAUAACAUAUUUGAAGCUUUUAACAACGUCAUCUUAGAUGCUAGGGGGAAACCAAUCAUAACAAUGUUGGAAGAGGUUCGUAGCUACCUAAUGAAGAAGUGGGCAUCCAAUAGAGAGAAGAUAAGUAAGUUUCAUGGUGGCAUUUGUCCCAAAAUUCAAAAGAGACUACAGAAGAGGUUAAAGAAGACACAAUAUUGGAUACCUAAUUGGUCAGGUCUGCAAGUUUUUGAGAUCAGCCAUACUUGCAAUAUUGCUGAAAAGUUUGUGGUUGAUAUAGACAAAAGAGAUUGUAGCUACAGGAAGUGGACUGUAACAAGAAUACCUUGUUGUCAUGCACUCACAGCCAUGAAGUUUUUAAACAUCAAUCCAGAAGACUGUAUCCCAAAUUGGUUUAGAACCUCUACUUAUGAAGAAACUUACAUUCCAUUAAUUUUCCCUGUGAAUGGACCUGAACUAUGGCAAAGGACUUCAUAUGUUGAUGUUUUUCCUCCUCCGAAUAGGGUGUUGCCAGGUAGACCAAGAAAAAAACGAAGACUGAAGAGUUGGGAGCAAAAAAGGGAUGAUACACAACUUGGACAAACCGGAAUCCCAAAGAGAUGUGACAUUUGUAGACAACUAGGGCAUAGAAGAACUAAUUGCCCUCAAGCACAGCACCAACAAGCUACAACACACUCCACUCAAGCAAGUGAACAACAACACCACGAAGCUACACCAUUACCCACUCAAGCAAGUCAGAUUACUCAAGAACCCCAGACCGAUCACACUACAACAACACUUUAA